Messenger RNA from Danio rerio (zebrafish), 2541 nucleotides. The record is from RefSeq and is a predicted model, not a curated record. NCBI's taxonomy places the organism in Eukaryota, Metazoa, Chordata, Actinopteri, Cypriniformes, Danionidae.
CUGCAAUUUAAUCAAUCGUGGCCUUUGAUUUUAUUUACUGUUGAGAAACCUAAUGAAAGCGGUGCAUUUUCACGGCAGGGGUGCGUUUCUCGACACCUGUUUGGCGCGUGUUCUGGCAGCCCUGUUUUAACUGUUGUGAACUGCAGGUGUCGCCCGUGUGCCGUGAUUCAACCGAUUCCAGUCAAUUAAUCAUUUUAUGAAGCUUUAAACUCUUCCCUUUCCUACCAUUUCGGUUGAGUCACUUACCUCGGAAACUUUUUCGAGAUUAUAAACUCAAAUACAGCGGACUGAUCACUGUUCAUCUGAGUUUUCAGGGCGAAUUUCAACCACAACUUCCCACCAAUCACAUUUUCCGUCUCAAGACGCAGCGUGUUGCAUUCAAGACGUAAAAUCAAGAGAUGUGAUUGGUGGGAAGUUGAGUUUGUGCGCAUGCGUGGGAAGUGUUUGUAUUUCGGUUUGACUCGGAAGAACUGCUUGAAGUUGGUGAUGGACAGUCUGGAGGAGGAUCUGACGUGUUCUGUUUGCUACGCGCUCUUCACGGAUCCGCGAGUGUUGCCCUGCUCACACACCUUCUGCAAGAGCUGUCUGGAAAGCGUGCUGCAGGUCUCGGUUAAUUUCUCAAUCUGGCGACCCCUCCGGCUGCCCCUCAAAUGCCCCAACUGCCGCAGCGUAGUAGAGCUGCCCACAAACGGCCUGGACGCGCUUCCGGUUAACGUGUGUCUGCGUGCAAUCGUAGAAAAAUACCAACGUGAGAGUCGCCCCCGUUCUCCAUCCUGCCCUGAGCAUCCUGGCCAGCCUCUCAAUGUGUACUGCGUGCAGGACCGCAAGCUGAUCUGCGGCUUCUGUCUGACCAUCGGGCAGCACCAGGGACAUAAAAUCGAUGAUCUGCAGACGGCGUAUGUAAAGGAGCGCACCGACCAGCCCACAUUCAUCCAGAGCCUAAGAGGCGAGCGCUGGGAGGAGAUGAACCGUCUGGCCGAACAGCUUCAGAUGGAGAAAACCCGCAGUGAAGCGCUGGUGCAGAAAGAUCGAGAGGUGGCGCUGGUUUUCUUCCAGGGGCUCGAGCUCACCUUGGCCCAGAAGAAGGAGCAGUUCAUGCAGGCGCUGGAGCGGGCGAAUGUGCUUCUCAAUCAGGCCUACGAGCCGCUGAUGGAGCAGCUGAAAGGUCUGCAGGAGGAGCACAGCCAGCUGCAGAUCCUGAUCUCCAGCAUGGAGGAGGACCAGGAGAGUCCGCUGGAGUACCUGGAGAAGGUGCAUCAGCUGAGGGAGCGAAUAAACACUCUGAACUGCACACCGAUGCCUACUGUACCCAGCCUUCAGAUGAGCCCACGAGCCGAGAGAUUCAUUGAAAAACACUGGACCGAUGUGACCCUCAGAGAUCUGAGAGACGGGCCACUUCCAGAGAUCUCCUGGCACUCAGAGAGCUGCUCAACCAGCAGAGCACAGGUCUCAGAUCAGACUCGCUGCUGGAGGAUCUGUGUGUGUUUAUGUGUGAUCAUGCUGCUGCUGCUGUUCUGUCUCAAUAGAGGAACACACUGGCUUUCUGCUCUCCGUCAGGCUGGAGAAAACGCUCUGAGUGGACUGAGUCAGCCACUGCGUGAUCUAGGCGCGCUCUUCUGUUGUGUGCUGCAGAACACUGGCAGUAAAUUACAGGCAUUCAUCUCUACUGUAGGAGAACACACACAUCAGCGGCUGCUCCGCUUCUUAAAAGAAUUACACUGGUGUUAAAGCACCAUGACUGCGUCUGAAUCACAUGCAGAUGUCAUUGCGCAGAUGUCAAAAGCACAAUGGCUGUGUUUGAAAUCGCAUACUAUAUAGUACACUAAUAACAGAUUGACCUACAACUAAUGCGAUAGGUCGUCCCAAUUUCAUUUAUACUACUUCAAGUCAUACUAAAUGAAUCGCACUAUUCUAAAGGUCGUGUAGUAAAUUCAAAUGCAGUGCAUACUCUAGCAGGCGAUUUCAGAUGCAGCCCAUGAAACCGAAGUUAAGAUUGUUUUUUUUUCUUCUUUAAUUGUGACGUACAUGCACUUGAAACUGCUUUGAAAUGAGAAAAAAAUGUAGCGCAGUGGAUGAUUUCAUCAUUUUGAAAAUCAGUUGGAUCGUUGGAAGCGUUGCUAACAAAAUGAAGGAAGACGAAUAGACAAAAGUAGGGCACAAACAAGACACACCCUAAAUUACUGAUAGCCCCACCCUAAAUUGGAAAAAGUUGGAGGACCCUGGCCCUCCAGUACUGAGUUUAGACUCCUGUGGUACCUGACGACCAUCGUGACCACAUUAAAUUUCUUUUUUCUUUUUUUCCAAGCCAUAUGAACAAGACCAGUUUUCUACUAAUGCUGUCGUACAAUUUAGAGCUGUGGAGGAAUCUGUUUCUGAGAUGUUUAAAGUGCAAAGCUUAAUCUCACUUGAAUUAAAUCUGAACUUAGUUUUGAGCGACAGUCGGCACUCUAGGCUAGUGUUUAACAGCAGAUGGCGCUCUAGGCUAGUGUUUAACAGCAGAUGGCGCUUUAGGCUAGUGUUUAACAGCAGAUGGCGCUCUAG